Messenger RNA from Menidia menidia (Atlantic silverside), 990 nucleotides. NCBI's taxonomy places the organism in Eukaryota, Metazoa, Chordata, Actinopteri, Atheriniformes, Atherinopsidae. The record is from the annotation of a GenBank genome assembly.
ACUCCAGGCAACAAACCAGGCAGCAGCCCUCGAGGUCAAACCCCAGAUGAGACUGGACGUCGUCAAGGGCAGGGCCAUGAAGCUAAUUCCUCUGUUUCUGACUUGGCCAACUCAGUCACCAGCGACAUGCUCAUGUUAUCCCCAGGGUCAGAGGAAGAUGACCACGAGGGUCCGGUCUGUGAGAAGCUAGGUCGUAUUCAGUUCAGUGUUGGAUACAGCUUUCAAGAUUCCACCCUCACAGUUAAAAUUCUUAAGGGCCAAGAGCUGCCUGCAAAAGAUUUUUCAGGCACUUCUGAUCCAUUUGUCAAACUUUACCUGCUGCCAGACAAGAAGCACAAACUGGAGACUAAGGUCAAGAGGAAGAAUCUAAAUCCCCAUUGGAAUGAGACCUUCUUGUUUGAAGGGUUCCCCUAUGAGAAGGUGGUUCAGAGGACUCUGUACCUGCAGGUUCUUGACUACGACCGCUUCAGCAGGAAUGACCCCAUAGGAGAGGUGUCCAUCCCCCUCAACAAACUGGACCUGGCCAACAUGCAGACUUUCUGGAAGGAGCUGAAACCCUGUAGCGAUGGCAGUGGAAGUCGAGGGGAUCUGCUUGUCUCCCUAUGUUACAACCCAACAGCCAACACCAUCACUGUGAGCAUUAUCAAAGCCCGGAACCUCAAAGCCAUGGACAUCGGAGGCACUUCUGACCCCUAUGUAAAAGUGUGGUUGAUGAACAAGGACAAGCGUGUGGAGAAGAAGAAGACAGUGGUAAUGAAGCGCUGUCUGAACCCUGUUUUCAACGAGUCCUUCCCCUUUGAUGUGCCUGCCCACGUGUUGAGGGAGACCACCAUAAUUAUCACUGUCAUGGACAAGGACAGGCUCAGUCGCAAUGAUGUCAUUGGAAAGAUUUAUCUUUCAUGGAAGAGUGGCCCUGCAGAGGUAAAGCACUGGAAAGACAUGAUGGGACAUCCUCGUACUACUGUAGCCCAGUGGCAUGCUCUCAAAGCC